Paramisgurnus dabryanus is the source of this 3853-nucleotide messenger RNA. RefSeq names its product SH3-domain binding protein 1 (gene sh3bp1). Gene Ontology annotation, molecular function: protein binding; GTPase activator activity. Gene Ontology annotation, biological process: regulation of actin cytoskeleton organization; signal transduction; positive regulation of GTPase activity. Gene Ontology annotation, cellular component: cytosol; cytoplasm; intracellular anatomical structure. NCBI's taxonomy places the organism in Eukaryota, Metazoa, Chordata, Actinopteri, Cypriniformes, Cobitidae. The record is from RefSeq and is a predicted model, not a curated record.
GUAACUUCCUCUUUCUCGGAGUCAAUGAGGUGUGUGCACAAAUGUGAAGCCGUCAACUUGAAACUCUUGCUGAAACAAGUCUGAAGGACUCUGCCUGUUCAUUAAUUUCAAAAUAUUCUCCAUGAAAUGAAGCUACAAUCCUCUUCUUGACAGGCGUGUACAUAUACAGGACCAUAAAGGCGACAGAUUCUUCACCAUCAUGCUUAAACAGUUUAACAUUUUAAAGCAGUUUGGAAAUGGGGGGAAGUCGCAAGAUGCAACUGACCUACUUACAGAUGAUCUGGUUUUGGUGGAACAGCGUGUGGAGCCAGCCAGAAAAGCUGCCCAAAUCAUUCAUAAGAAGCUGGCGGGCUGCCUGCAAAGUCAGCUGGGACUGGACUCUGAGCGACGAAUGAAAAAGUUACCCCUCAUGAUGCUGUCUGUUAGUAUGGCUGAGAGCUUUAAGGAUUUCGAUGGGGAAUCCUCUAUUAGAAAAGUUUUGGAAAUGUGCUGCUUCAUGCAAAAUUAUCUGGCACGGACAUUGGCUGACUUUGAGAUGAAGUUGGAGAAAGACGUACUAGUGCCUCUAAAUAAGCUCAGUGAGGAGGACCUGCCGGAAAUCUUAAAAAACAAGAAACAGUUUGCUAAACUUACAACAGACUGGAACAGUGCUCGGGUCAGAUCUCAAACCAGCACAGGACCACAAGCCAAGCAGGAUGGUCUUAGAGAAGAUUUAGAGGAGGCCUGGAGAAGACUGGAGUCCAUCAAGGAUCAGUACUCUGCAGAUCUUUAUCAUUUUGCUACUAAAGAGGAUGAGUAUGCCAGCUACUUUAUUCGUCUUCUGGAGCUACAAUCUGAAUAUCACAAGGCCUCGUAUGAAUUCCUGGAGAGAAACAUAUCUGAGCUUAAAGAGAGCCACAGUCACACAGAACCUCAAGUGAAUUUAUCGGAAAAUAAGGUAUUUGGAGAACCCCUACUGUCGCACCUUGAGAGAUGCAAUCGAAAGAUUGCCGUACCAAUUGAGGAGUGUGUGAGCAUGUUGAUGCGUACAGGACUCAGAGAGGAGGGUUUGUUCAGGCUAGCAGCUGGUGCGUCUGUUAUGAAAAGACUAAAGAGCUGUCUGGAUUCGGGGACAGUCGACCAAAAUGAGUUUAAGUCUGACCCUCAUGCUGUAGCAGGGGCUCUUAAAUGUUAUCUGAGAGAGUUGCCUGAACCGCUCAUGACAUUUGAAUUGUAUAAUGACUGGUUUCGGGCUGCUGGGGAAAAAGAGACAGAAGAAAAACUAAAUCUGCUACGGGAGGCAUUGCAAAAACUUCCCACAGACAACUACAACAACCUCAGGUACCUUGUGCAGUUUCUGUCACACUUAUCAGAACAUCAAAAAGUGAAUAAAAUGACCCCCAGUAACAUUGCCAUAGUGCUUGGUCCUAAUCUACUUUGGCCUCGCUGUGAGGGAGAGACUUCCUUGUUGGACAUGGCAUCUGCAUCUUCUGUGCAAGUUGUGACCAUCAUAGAGCCGCUUAUACAGUAUUCCAAGAGCCUUUUUCCUGAAGAUGCUGAUUUUAAGAUCACAGAGUCAGAUUCAAGCUCAGAUUUGCAAGAUGUGAUUCCAGCAACAUCCGAGAGGUCUCUUUCUGACAGCGUCUUUCCCCCGGCCCCCUCUCCCACUGGCCAACUUUCCCCUUCUCAUACUGACAGUUCAGCCUCAUCAGAGGACUUUGGGGUGACACUCAAAACUUCUCAGGUGAAUCGUGACGCUACUGUGUGGGAUAACAAUGAUUCGGAUCCAGCACCUCAGCCACCUGCAAAGAAUCACAUGCCUACUCCUCUUCCCCGGUACACUCCUGUACACCCCCCAUCUAGCCAAUCAGAGCCCACUCCAGAACCUUCCCAGUCCCAGGAGCCCUCACUGAAGAUCGGUUUUCCUUAUAAACCACGGAGGUCCUUCAUGCAGCAAAAGACAUCAAACGUCAGCAAAGUUCCUCCCGUGAGUCAGACAGGAGCGUUGCCAUUAAAUCAACCAAGAGCUAACCCAGUUCCUCUGCCCAGAGUCUCUGAGGUACAACCACUGGCUUCAAACAAGCCUGAAACCACCCAAACUCAACUGCCUCCGUUGCCUGAAACUGGACCACAAAAGAAAACCCAAGGCAGAAGACCCAAAGUCCCUCCUCCCCAACCACCACCACCCCAACCACUGAGCAAGCAACUUUCCUUUCCAGCUCAGUAAGUCUUUGAACGCGAAGUGUACAGCUGGAGAAUAAACACAUGAAACUUAACGCUUUCUUUUGAGAGUAAAGCUCAAUCUUGUAACUCUUUAUAUCGGAUCCCUUGACUUCAAGUGGUUAAAGGGAUAGUUCUCCCAAAGAUGAAUAUUUUAUCAUCAUUUACUCACCCUCAUGUGAUUAAAGGUGACAUAGAAUGAUUGAACGGGGUAUUUAUCCUUGUUCUGUGAUGUGAUAUGUAGACAAAAAUGUUUUUGUUUGGGUCUGUAAUGCCUUAGAAGCUUCCUUAAAACCUCUCUCAGAUAGCUCUAUUAGGGUGGGGGAUUUUAAACAAGUGGUUUUGCACCUAUUUGGCUCCCCCUACUGGCUUAACUUGCAAUCUCAUUACUGAUUGGCUGACUUUGCUGCCACUCUAAAAAUGUAGCCAAUUAUUUUAAAGUGGGAGGCAGGGAGAUGCCUGUGAUGUCAUAAGCAUCAGUUUUUCAGAUUGGGCCGUUUUCUGGCUGACAUUUCUAAAAGAGGAAUUUCUAUGAGACUGAGAUGUUUAGCAUGUCUAGCACUUUUUGUAUGUUUGUGAAUGCGGGUAGACUACCAUUAUUCAACAAAGACAAGGUAAAAAUGUUUUUUCAUUCUCUGUCCCCUUUAAAAACCUGUAUACAUUUCAUAAUUCUCAUGAACACGAAGGAAGAUAUUUUGAGGAAGGUCUCAAUCAUGAGCCCCAUUCACUUCCAUAGUAGGAAACAAGAAUACUAUAAAAGUGAAUGGUCGGUUUGGUUAUAAACAUUAAAUGUCAGUGGCGGCCGGUGACUUCUUUUUUCCAGGGCGCUCGAUGCGAAGUACAUGUAGCCCGACAUGUGUGUGGUUCGUAAUUUAAAAUAUGUGUUCUGCGUGUCGAGUGAUCCUAUGUGCAUCACGUGUCUUGUCAAAAUAUGUGCCUGCUGCAGACGUGUCUAAAGGGUUUAUGAUAAGAGAGACGCUCGCGUUUGCCAGAUACUCGCAUAAUCUCAUGCGUAAUCAGAGUUUACUGUUAAGGGAGUGUCUUGCGAGUAUUUUGUUGACGUGAGCGUCUCUUUUAUUAUAAACGGUUUUGACGCGUGUGCAGCAGGCACUUAUUUUGAAAAAAACACAUGAUGGACAUGAGUCACGAGCCGCCACUGUUACAGUAAAUGUGUAAAUAAUGAGUAAAUGAUGACAGAAUUUUCAUUUUUGCGUGAACUAUCCCUUUAAUGCUUUCAGCUGUGCAGUGUUUUUGUGACACUGCUCUUUCUCUUGUGUUUCGUUGAUCUGCUGUAGAGAUACAGGGUUUGUAAAGGCUAACAGAGCAAAAUGCAUAUUUUAUGUAUGAUGGUUAGCGAGUGCUUAUAAUGUCAACAAAAAUCUUUUAAAGCUGACAUCAUUUAUAUUUUGUUUUAAUGAAAACUUAAUGAAAAAGGUAACAUACAUUGGUAUUUUGUACAAUUCUUGUGCAAAGUCGCACAUACGUACAUUAUGUACAUAUUAUAUCAUGUGAUUAAGGGAAUGGAGACUUCAAAUAAAAAUUCAAAUGAAUUCAUAUUAAUAUUUAAUCAUAUUUUCAUUGUGGGGAUCAUAAAAUGUUAAUGAAUACUGUGUUGAUCGGCAGAUAUUUAUCAUGUAAUAAAAUGUGACUGUGA